ACCAACGUUUCAUGCUACGGAGAUCAUGGAGAUUUGGCAGAUCCAAUUUCUAUGUCUUUAAAUGGUCUCCAGACUACUCCAAACACACAGACUGCCCUAUUAUUCUUGUUUGGGUCACCAUCCACAAUACCCCUCUACACCUUUUUCACCCUCCAGCCCUCUUCACCCUUGCCUCUUGCCUUGGAAGACCCAUUAAACCUGAUGAUAGUACCAUAUCAGGAAAAAACACAAGCCAUGCCAGAGUCUGCAUUGAAGUUGAUUUCUCCCAACCCUUACCUCCGGCAAUACCCCAAAGACCUAUCUCUCCCUCUUUCCUUUGAAAAAACCCCCUCCUUCUGCCAGAGAUGCAAACUCCUUGGCCACUCAGAAUCUGCGUGUAAGAAAAACCAGGUUGUUACCGGAAUCCACAUCGGUGACACGAAAACGGUGGCCACGGACGGGGAAGGGUGGAAUAUUAUGAAGCGCAAACAACCAUCAAAGAAACCCCAACAGCUCCCAGUCCCCAUGCAUACCUGGAAAAAAAAGAACGCCCCCACACUAAAACACACUCCUGGAUUAGUCCAAGAUAAUAUGUCCAAAACCACAGCUCAAAUUAUCUCCUCAAACCCCACCUCCUCUCUAUCCCCUGCUGUACCUAUAUCCUCCACUCCAAAUGUUUCGCCACUCAACACUGUAACCCACACCUCCCAACAACCUAUCAACCCAACCCCUAACCUUUUGGCUGAUCUCAUUAACCUCAUUAACCUGGACCCCACUCCUAUUCUACCCUCUUCCAGUUUGGAUGACAACACAUCAAGGGAAACACUCUCACAGGACCCAACCUCUACUAUUCUCACUUCUCUUGGACUCCCCUUGCAUGACAGCCUAGACAGUGACGAAGAAGAGGUGGAUAUUCACUGCCACUCCGAUGGUGAUGAUGAACCAUUUGUUAAAGAAGAUCAAGUCAUUACUUGCAGAUUCAUCCACACUAUAUAUUCUAAAAUCAUCAAUAUCUCCUCCAUUUAUGGAAAGCAUGACCUCAUCCAGAGAAGAGAACUCUGGAACAUUCUCUCUUCACAUAGACCGACAGAUGAAAUGUGGAUAGUUGGUGGCGAUUUCAACGCCAUUACAAGCCUGGCUGAGCACAAGGGAAACUCUUCCCCCUGCAGCAGAAGUAUGGAAGAUUUCAAUGAAUGCAUUGAGGACAACUCCCUUCUCCCGGUUGACCCUUAUAGGGGCUGGUUUACCUGGAGUGGUAUAAGAGGACAAGGUAGAGUUUGGCGUAGGCUGGAUAGGAUCCUUAUCAAUAGUUGUGUUUUAGCUACCUUUGAUGAAAUCAACUGCAGGCAUCUCAGUAGAACUGGAUCUGACCAUAACCCUCUCCUCCUUGAGUGUACUCUUGCACACACAUCUACCCCAAAAUCCUUCAGAAUCCUUCAACCCUGGCUCUCUCACCCAACCUUUCUGGACCUGGUCUCCAAGUUCUGGAAAUCUACCCCUACCUCAGGAGGAAUGAGAGGUUUAUGCAACAAGCUACAAGGAUUAAAAGGAGCCCUUAGAGAGUGGAACAAGAACAUUUUUGGAGACAUUUUCUUGGCAGUCAAACAAGCUGAAGAAGAAACCCUAGCCGCAGAACUGGCAUUUGAUGUAACGCCAUCAGAACUUAAUAGAGAAACCUGGUCCAAAUCCAAAGCAAAACUCAUCUUGGCAACCAACAAAGAGGUUGAAUUCUGGAAACAAAAGGCUAAUAUUAGAUGGAUGGAGAAAGGUGACUCCAACUCCAAAUUCUUCCAUUCGUAUGUUAAAGGAAGGAAGCAUAAGCUAACAAUCAAGCACAUUAAAUCCCAAGAGGGCAAAAACCUUACCCAGCCCCAUGAUAUCCAAAAAGAAGCAGUCAGCCACUUCUCCAGCAUUUUCUCCAAAUCUANAUUACUCCUCGAUGGGCCAUUACCCACACCAGACAACACAAUCACCCAACACCUUCUCUCCUAGUGGACAACAGCAAAAGGAAAAGGGUUCGAGGGGAAUCUAAAGGCAGUGGUACCUGGAUUCAUCGCAUGGGCCUUAUGGAAGAACCACAACUCAGCUCUCUAUGAAGGUACUCAAAACAAUGCCCAUCACCUACUCAAAACCAUCCACUCCCUAAUCCAAAAAUGGUGCUGGAUAAAUCGGAAGAAAAAAUGGCUGAUCAAAGG
This is a messenger RNA of Cuscuta campestris, 2174 nucleotides long. The record is from the annotation of a GenBank genome assembly. NCBI's taxonomy places the organism in Eukaryota, Viridiplantae, Streptophyta, Magnoliopsida, Solanales, Convolvulaceae.